Messenger RNA from Lampris incognitus (smalleye Pacific opah), 4890 nucleotides. RefSeq names its product sushi domain-containing protein 6-like. The record is from RefSeq and is a predicted model, not a curated record. The transcript has 9 exons. Lineage: Eukaryota; Metazoa; Chordata; Actinopteri; Lampriformes; Lampridae. Bases 205 to 1653 code for a protein of 482 amino acids.
UAAGGAACUAGCUACAAAACUGGUAGCUGUAGCGAUAUCCCCGUUGGUAGCCGAGCAAAACAUAAUUUAUCAGUUUCUGGGAUAUGUCUUCGGUGUAGCUGGGCUAUUUGGAUACCCACUGCAUGUCUGCAGUGUGACUGUGCGAGAGUGGAAGAGGGUGGAGGAUUCGGACAGGGUUGUGAAUGACCUGAGUCUGCAGAGAAGAUGUGCAAUGGAAUGAUAGAACCUAUAUCAAAUGCCUUUUGGCCUUGCAUCUCAGGCAGCGGACAGCCCCUCUCCCUAAUUCUGGUCCUGACUGUGGUGUCCAUUGCGCAAGGGACAGGAUGUGUGAGGCCCUACAUGGUCCAAAACAGCUGGGUCAACCUGACAGAAACCAACAGGGGCUCCUUCCCUGUGGGCACAGUGUUGCAAUACAGCUGUGAACCCGGUUACCUUGCAGAUGGACCCAGCAUCCUCACCUGCACCUCACUGGGAUACUGGUCCUCUGAUCCACCUCGCUGCAUACGCAGUGACGUCUGUCUACCACCCUCUGAGCCGGAGAAUGGACGCUACAUCUGCCACCCGUCACCAUGCCACAGGUUUUCCCAUGGCACUGUGAUUGAAUUUCUCUGUGAUGACGGCUUCAUUCUAAAGGGAGACUACAAAUACUUAACCUGUCAGGAUGGACAAUGGGAUGGCACCACACAGAUCAGCUGUGUUAGCCAAGGUUGUGUAAGGCCGUUCAUGGUACAGCAUGGCUCAACUAAUUUGACCGAAACCAACAGAGGCUCCUUCCCUGUGGGCACAGUGUUACAGUACAGCUGUGACUCAGGCUACCUGGCAGAUGGAUCCAGCAUCCUCACCUGUACCUCACUGGGACAUUGGUCCUCUGAGCCACCUCGCUGCAUACGCAGUGAUGUGUGUCUGCCCCCCUAUGAACCAGAGAACGGGGGAUACACCUGCCACCCUUCACCGUGCCAAAGGCUCUCACAUGACACUGUGAUUGAGUACUUCUGUGAUGAGGGCUUUAUUUUGAAGGGAGACUACAAAUACCUGACCUGUCAGGAUGGGGAAUGGGAUGGUCCCAUGCAGAUCAGCUGUCUCAUGGACCAAGACCGAGACCCAUCUCUACCAUUGGGGAUGCCCACCUUAUCCAUAGUGGCCUCAACAGCCAGCUCAGUCGCCCUCAUCCUUCUCUUAGUGGUGCUUUUUGUGCUGGUACAGCCAAAACUUAAGUCCUUCCAUCGGAGAGAGCAGGGGGUGUCUGGCCAGCCUGUUUCAAUAAUGGUGGAAGGGGUCCAAGUAACCCUUCCCUCCUACGAGGAGGCUGUGAGUGGAGGUGGUGGCGGAAGGUCAGCAUCAACUUUCAGCUCUGAGUCCCGCAUCCAGAUAGUUCUGUCAGAGGGCCAGCACAUGACAGAGCCAGCGGCUGGGCCCUCCAGGCCCUCCUCUCUCACCCACCAGCAUUCAGAGAUGGCUGUGGUCCACCCUGUACCACCAUCAUCUUCAUCACCCUCUCCCAUAUCGUCUUGCUGGGGCCUGGAGCAUGCAGGGGCUACAGCUCCUCCACUGUCACGAAGGAGGCCGUCCACAGGCAGUGACCAACAUAGCCUGCCUCUCUUGGACUCUGAGAUGGACUACUCUGAUGAUAUGCCAUUGUUGAAGGAGACUUGAAAUAUACUGCAGCUCCUCAGAUGUAUCAGAGACCACAGGCUUUGCUGUUGAUCUGUAGCGUUGAGCGUGAUCAUCAGAGUUCCACACUGCAGCAAAUGUCAACAAAGACUAGCCCAACUAAAUGAGGCACUGAGUGAAGCUGUGGGUCACUCAGAAUAGCUCCAUUCCUUAUCCCAAAGGAGGACCAAGAGGGAAUUCACAUGUACAUACAUGCUUAAAAUUUUGAUAGGAAUUCUUACAUUACGUAUGUCUGAAGUCUGAAACACAAACUUCCAUUUGCUCUUUUAGCCAUUGGUUUUGCUGGGAAAUGUGAAACUGAUCUGAUGUGAAAUCGCUCUGGAGAAAUUUGAUUUUGUUUAAUGGGUUUCAUUCCAAUGGAUGAAGCUGAAAACUCACUUUGGGAGUUAAAGGUUCAUGUUUUUGGCCCUGGACCUCGUUAAAUUCUUGUUGAGCAUCAUUUAGAAUUGUACCGACCUAAACCUUACUAAUCCCUUUAGUAUUGAUAAACUUGCCACUUUGCUGAAUCUGUAUAUUACCUUUACUUAUUUGGAAGAUGCCUUUAUCCAAAGCGAUUUGCAAGAAAGGCAGCAAUUAGCCGAUAAAUUUGAGUUUUACCACCUGGCAUCAUAGAGUGCUGAAUCUUCCCACUAGGCUUCAACAGUCUUAUGUCGCAGUUGUUUGAGCCUUCAAAAACAAUUACAUAUCUCCUUUUCCAAAAUGGGAAGCUCAUCUUACAAUCACAUGUAUCUUUUUUUGUUUAUUCAGAAUAUUAUCGUUUUGAAUUUGUCCAAAAUCCAUUUUGAUUUGGAAAUACUUUUUGCGCCUCACGGACAUCCCAAGUAACCCAGCCCAACCCAAAAAAUAUCUGCACUGUUGCCUAGAAGAAAACAGCUGGCUUGCUAGCAUUAGCUACAGCCACGUACUUUCAGCGUAAACAAGCCUUCCAUCUGCAACUGAUGGUGCAAAUGUAAAAAACUGAUAGUGCAAAGGAAAACAUAUUCAUGGAAUUACAAUAUAGUCAUUUUAACUUGAUAGCAUGGUUUGAAAAUAUUUUUUCAAUGGAACUUAUGAAGACAUGUCUGACUGUACUCUGAGCUUCCUGUUUUUGAAAAGGAUAUAUAUAUAACUUCGUUAAAAGAAACACUCAACAGUAGAAAAAGUGCUCAACAAAUGAGGAGCAAAGUAAUCCAGUGAUUCAAGUAAUUCGAGGCAGUUAAUAUAUUAUGUUCUUUCCCAUGUAGCUUUAUUUAUAGCUGAUGAUAGCUUAUGGCAUGAAACAGACUUGUACUGUCUUAUAAAGAAUUUACUUGACUCACAGGAUUACAUAUACAUAUAUAUAUAAUUCAGCUGUCAAAUGACAGCUAAUGAUUUCUUAUGGCAUGAAACAGGCUUGUACUGUCUCAUAAAGAAUUUUCUUGAAUCACUGAAUUAUUUUGCUCAUUUGUUGAGCACUUUUCCUACCAUUGAGUUUCUUUUAACAAAGUUAUAUAUGUAUAUAUUUAUAUAUAGGAAAAAAAGAAGAAAAAUAUAUAUAUAUGGGAGACGCCACCAAAUGUGGUUGAGAAUGGCAGAGCUAAGGUCCUUUGGGACUUCAAGUCCCAGACUGACAAGCAGGUGCUGGCUAACCAACCAGACAUUGCGGUGGUUGACAAGGAACAGAAGACAGCAGUAGUGAUCGAUGUAGCAUCCCAAGCGAUGGAAAAAUCAGGAAGAAAGAGUAUGAGAAGCUAGAGAAAUACCAAGGGACUGAGGGAAGAACUAGAUCGGAUGUGGAAUGUGAAAUCUACAGUAGUCCCAGACGUAAUAGGAGCACUAGGGGCUGUGACCCCCAAACUGGAAGAGUUCCAGGAACAACAUCUGAGGUCUCUGUCCAGAAGAGUGCGGUCCUAGGAACAGCUAAGAUACUGUGCAGAACCCUCAAACUCCCAGGCAUCUGGUAGAGUACCCGAGCUUGAGGAAGACGCACACCACCUGAAAAAGGGUGAGAGGGAGAUUUUAUUUUUAUGAUCCAUUUUAUAGGCUUAAAUGGAUGCCCAAUGUGAAGAUUCAGAAACCUGGCAUGUUUCUCAAUGCUGAGAGAUUGGUGAAGUUUUUGUCUGUACAAUUCUAAAUGAUGCUUGGCAGCAUUUUAAUGAGGUCCGGGUUUUAAGAGAAAUGAGCCCAUCCUCUGAUCAUCAUGGCACGACGUCUUGUCCACCCUGUGUUUUCAUCACAUCGCAUCACAUCACAUCACAUCACAUCACAUCACAUCUUGUAAGCUGCAUCUUUGGAAUAGUGCAUGAAUGCAACAUGUGCAACCCAUGCCUAUAUGCAGAACAUUUACUUCUGCCUCUUUGGUUAUCUAAGAUGAAUGAAUUGCACUAUGGGGUGUUAUAAUUCACUAAAUACCACAAAUUGCUCUAUUAGACAGCUUUUCCACUCACCAAAUGAUUUUGAUUUGAAAUGAUUAUUUAUCAAAGGAUUGAGAGUGUAGAUUUCCUCUGCUUGCUUUAAGUGGUUCAAUGUGUCAGAUCAUCCUCACGCAUCCAGUUUCUCCUCCCUCUACAAGAUAAUUCUCCAAAUGUAUUCUCCUAUUUAUAUUCAUACUCUCUGUCCCUGAUGGCCUUAGCUUUCCACUUCUAUGCACAAACAUCUGUAAUAGUUUUCAUUGAAAAAUCUCAAAUAUAAAAAAAAUGAAUUGUCAGUUGAAUGCCUCCAUAGAGUUGUGACGUUACAUGGCUUUGUCAGGCGCAUCACUUGUUAACCCGGGAUGGGGGGAAAAAUCCAAUUUAUUUAUUCAGGCUGCUUUUUAACAAAAAUAAAUCAUUAUCUAAUUAAUUCUACCUAGGAAAAAAAUAAAUUAAGUAUUUAAUAUAUUUGUGUCCAGAAUGCUGUUGAUCAGCCAUGGUUCCUUCGAUGCAUCCACAGCUCUUGAGACGUUUGUAAGAAGAAGAAAAAAGUAGCUUUCCACUUUGCUGCUUCAGUUUAACGCCACUGCAGACUCACAACAUGACACUGUAAAAUGACUGGGUAAAUCCAACUCAAGGUAAAUAUACAUAAGUUGUUGUACAGCUUUAGUGUUAAGUCAAAAUUAAUUUGAACCUGUUUUGAGAUUUUUUUUUUGGUUUGGAGAUUGUAUUUUAAUAUUUUGAAAGGGUUUCUCUCAAUAUUUCUUUGUAUAUACUAUGCGAUUGCUUUGAAUAAAUAUUUGACGUGUUCAAAUUGCAUGUUUUUAAAUUUCUUUGGGAUUUACAUGGG